AUGCACUACGUCAAAGAUGCAGCUGGACAAGAAGAGCUGCAACCGAUGAAACGUCCCAUCCCUCCCAUGCGAAAGGACUUCUAUGCAUUGCAUGAGGAAGUUGGGGGAUCAGUCCUGGUCGUUGUUGCCUCAUCAGCUCUGCUCCUGCGCAUGCGCGAUUGUAGCCAUGCUGCACUGCGCUGCACUGCACUGCGCUGCCCUGCGCUGCCCUGCACCCUGCUCUUGGAACCACCUUCACCCACAAUCAAAGCAAAGCAAGCAUGGGAGGCCCGCAGAAAACUCUUGGGCCCCCUUAGGGACGGGAACCAGUCCCAUCUCCGUGAUGGGUAA
Pyricularia pennisetigena is the source of this 330-nucleotide messenger RNA. RefSeq lists its product as uncharacterized. NCBI's taxonomy places the organism in Eukaryota, Fungi, Ascomycota, Sordariomycetes, Magnaporthales, Pyriculariaceae. The transcript is spliced from 2 exons. Bases 1 to 330 code for a protein of 109 amino acids. The record is from RefSeq and is a predicted model, not a curated record.